Molecule: messenger RNA, 9347 nt
Organism: Amoebophrya sp. A25
Lineage: Eukaryota; Dinophyceae; Syndiniales; Amoebophryaceae
Source: the annotation of a GenBank genome assembly
CUCGAGUAGUGUUUUUGUUCUUCUUGUACCUGAGUUUUUUUGUAUUUUGUUUUAAUCGCAACUACUCCUGGCGUUUGGCCAUUGUUUGAGCAAACAAAGAAUGAUGGGACUCCGACUAGCAUCUGGUUGGGGCCUUUUGCGCUGAUUCCUGGUCGAAGGACAAGAGACACGCCCCGUUACUCUGUCGAUAAUAUUGUGCGGUGCUGAGUGUGCAGUGAAGAACUUCUACGGUUCCAGCACUAUCGCAGUGAAGGACGACGUUGGCAAUUACGGAAUACCUAGAGGGCCUAAGCACUCCUAAAAAUGGGAAUCGAACGAGACAGCGCGUUGUUUGACGGAACGGAGGAGAUGAAGGUGAUCGGCGCAGGCGUCGCCAAGCCACGUGUGCUAGGAGGUGGAUUUCGUACAGCGACUAAGAGCAGCAAAGGCUCAUCACAUGCGGAGCAGACAGCUACUAAUUAAGACCACUAACUUAGGCAGGAUCGCAUGGGACCGCAUAGGCAUAGGCCUCCUUGAAAAUGACUUGCUUCCAAGAUUGAAGAAGAACUACAGGAAGAAAGUCCUCAGGGAUCAUAUAUCAUUCUGAAUUUUGAUAAUGUACUUACCGCUUCUUGGAUUACUGAAUACAUUACAACUACUUGUUCUUCCAAUAAAAUCUUUAGAGUCUUUAAUCGUCAGGGAAAUCUUAGACAAGCUGCUGAAGAGAUUCACGCCAGCAAUAGGCUUACCAUUAACAUCACUGUGCUUGUUGUUAAUCUCUCGUCUAAGUUAAUAGUGGCAUGGAACUGCAAAUCGUUGGGACGAGGUCUGGAUCUCAAUCACCUGGCGGCGGAGACGGCGGCCGUGGGGCUUUGAUGGCCAGGCGCGAGCGGGACCGUAAAGACGCGCUAAUGACGAGUAUGGAGGCGGAUCUCGCAAAGCUACGGCAAGAAUUGUCGAGUCUGGCAGCGAGGUGAUUAUAUGCGAAUCGCUUACACUCCUUGGAUAAGAAUGUUAUUUUCUGUACUCGUAGUACGAUUUGUAAUUAUCUGUUUGUAAUAGAGAAGAAAGUCAAGAUCAGCAUAUUAUUUCUGGUGUUGAGGCAGUCAUUAGUUACAUGAACUUUCCUUGCACGACUUGUACUCGCACACGACCAGCAAAAUUUUAACGAACAGCUCAACUCAAAUGUGAACCAACCACCUGGUUUAUCAUGAGCACUGGCCGUAGAUUGAUUUUGAUACCGAAUGUUGAAAAACAUCAGUUCUGCGACCAAGGACGCAUUAGUGCAAGAGUAUGCGCCAAAGCUACGGGCUUCUCAUGACGCCCUACUGCAACAAUUGGAGGCUGAAUAUAAUUUAAGGAAGAAAGAGAGAGAUAGAAAGCUCACCACGCAACCAAGCACAAGCGCGGGAAUUUCACGCGGUCGAAGUGCGGGGAAUCAGGUAUGUAGUUACUCGCGUGGUGCUGAUGAAAAGUACUGUGAUGUAUGAUUUGAUGGGCUUUUACUUGAGAUCUUCUAGUGAACAAACUGAAGGUGAAGUGAUAGUACUAGAACCAGUGUAGAAUGAAUGUAUAGACAGUCGUUCCUGUACGGAAAAGUGGACGAAGACUGAUGUAUCGUUGUCAUUUUUAAAAAAUGAAGUCAGGAAAACUACAGAAAGUAGGUUGAAUCAAUGAAUACAACAACCAACGAAACCCUUCCAGGCCCAUCACUUCCAGUUUCCACCUGAUCACCUUAUCGUGGAUGCUCAGGAGGAGAUGAUCUCUGGAUUGAAGAGCUGUUUUGAGCGACAGAAGUCAGUAUCCGUUGGUGGAGGAUUGGCGCGCGACCUAGUCAACAGCGCAGCUACGGACGGUGCAGGAUCCGGGGGAGAGGAGGCAGUGAGCGUGCAGAACUUGUGCUUAGCGAUCGAAGUGGACCCGAAAUUAAAGCCAUGGCUUGGCCGUCUGGCACGUUUGGACUGCUAUACGGAUGAAACACUCACGUUGCAAGAGGUCGUGAACCAAGUACGAAAUCUGCAUCCGGUUUCGCGGAUAUUGUGGACGCAGUUUCGAGAGUACCUCACACGCGGUGGCAGCUCUGGAGCGGGCACGUCUGGCAUCACAUCGGGAAUGGCGGGAGGAUCAUCGGGGGGCGCGACGGGCCGCAGCAGAGCACACGUGCAGUCAGCGAAAGGGAAGAAGUCUAACAUCUCUGGAGGUACUACAUCCGGACCGGGCUCGUCCUCGCUGAAGACGACUAAAACCUCUUCUGUGGCAGGAACUGCUCCUGCAAAAAGCAACAAAAAAACUGCACAGCCGGGUGUUAGUAAGACGCCAAAAACUUCCGGUAGUGCACGAAGCAGUACGACAGAUCUGCAGAAAAGCCUGGACGCGAAGACAGAAGCAGCGUUAAGAAUGCAACGCGAAGAAGCGGCAAUAGUGCCGUCGAAAGGUCGUUCUGGCGGACCAUGCAGCUCUCCUGCCGUCAUCGGCAUGCGCGUUCUUCUUCAACAAGAAUUUCAGAGUGCUGACGCGGCAUAUCGAAAACUGGAUCAGAGAGGAACUGGUGCUUGAAAAUUUUCACCAUCCAUCCCAGCCUUGGAGAAUUAAUUUUGCCAGAAAUAAUGUUUAUGUUGUACAUUGUAUGUUCGGGGAACAAACAUACUUACAUGAUCAGAGGGCCGUUCCAUGGUUUAUAGCUCUGAUUCCCCUCUUAGCGCCCUCUACUUUUCCCUUCUAGGUUUUAUUUCCGUUGCUGAGUUUUCGAUACUAUUGCGUUCUUGCGGGGAACGUUUUGUGGAGGGCUUUGCAGACGGGUCGGUAGAAAAGGUGUGUCAGCUAUUGCGGAAUGAGGACAUGGAAAUCAAUAUCAGCGCUAUGCUAGGCACACCCGCUCCUGUGGGUUCUGCUGCGGCUGUACGUGUCGAUGCGGCCAAGGAGAUGCCUUUGGUACCUGCGGAUGAAGCUUUUUCCGCUUAUACCUUCGGCCAGCCGGGGCCAGGAAACGAAGAUGGUACAACUUCAUGAUAGUAUACAAUGAAUUAUUUUGUUGUUUAUGACGCGCACAACAAUAUAUUUCUCAAGUGUACAAUAUUGUAGUAGUAAUCGGAAAUUCGAAGACUUCAUCUUUCACCAAGAACAUCAGGUCCAGCACCCAAGCCACUGGUGUACCAAAACUUUUUUGAGGAGCAAGGAGAAAGUAUCAUCCUCAACAAGAUGGAAGUACGUCAUUGGCAGGAGCUCGAAGCCAUUUUCAACAGCAUAGACGAGUCGAAAGUCGACAUCCAUCGUUUCCUUUACAAGGUGUAGCUAUUAUUGUUACAUCAAUAAUAUCCUAUGUUACAAUAUUUUAGUACGAUCUCGCUCUGCCUCGUUUGAAAAAAUUUUGAUAACUACAACUCUUAAAAAAUACAGAGUUCGUUGCACAUCCGCCUACUUGACUAUAUAUACUAUCAUCGUCAGAUACUACUGUACUGCUACUGCUUAGCCAGUUAUGCUUAGAGCUCCCUCGUCCCCUGCCAUUUCAGGUACGCGACCAUAAAGAUUCGGCUUUUCUUCAAAACGAUUGGUUGGCUAUAGUAGUCGAAGAGGUUCGAGACCCUCUCACUGGAGAAUUACGCAAAGUGACGUUGGACCAAUGCCUGCAAUAUCUGGAAGCCCUGAAGAUUUAUGAAAGUAUCUACUACAACAACUGGUUUUGGUUUGAUUUUAAUAGUCUGGUACUAUCUUGACAGAGGAGUUAUUUUUCAUGUAUUGGUCGAAGUCAUCUGCUUCGAUAUUAUAAAAAUUUCGUGAAGUAGUAGGACAUCCAAGCUUCUAGUGAAAAGAAGGUCGUAUCUGUUAUGAGCUUCAUCUGUUCUUCUGUAGUAUCGAAGAUGUUAUUUUUUGUAACUACUACUACUUCCGCACCAACAGAUCAGCCUUGGUCUUGGUUCCGAAAGCGAAUUUUGGAGGCUCCGCGCAAGCGGCACCCUAAGAUUCUAGAGUACGCGCCAUCGGCGGACGUCGAUCAUGAGAGCGGAAAUCAGUGGCUACAAUUGGCGUAUAACGUAGACUCACGCGUACUCGGCAGAGUUCACGACGUUUACAAGCAUUGCCAAAAGACGAAGCCGGAUUUUCCGGUGAAGAAAGCGGACUUUGUCUUGCAGCUGAAGCAAAAACAAAGCCUGUUGAACGAAUUCCACAGAAAGACGCUCAUGGACGUCGAGGACAAAUGUACUUAGAGCAUCAAUGGGGCCGAUGAGUGAUGACGCGUUCACUAGUUUAGAAAUUAAUUCAUGUGAUGGUUAGGUCACCACAGAGAUGACUAAGUGAUGACUGAGGCACCACUUACCUGCCUCAGUGAUGACUAGGUCACCAGUUAGAUGACUAGGUGAUGACUCGGUCACUAUUUGGGCACCUAAAUGAUAUCUCGUUCACCAGUUCGGCGACUAAGUGGCGACUGGUUCAGUAGUUAAGGGGCUGAGCGCCUGUUGUGAGUACUUAGGCCACUUGUUAGGCCCCGCAGUCGUGCCUUCCCUGCCUCGCGCCGGUCCCUUAUCUGCCUCCUGCCGGUGCGUUGUCUGCCUCGCGCCGGUCCCUUAUCUGUCUCGCGCCGGUCCCUCAUCUGCCUCGCGCCGGUCCCUUAUCUGCCUCGCGCCGGUCCCUUACCUGCCUCGCGCCGGUCUCUUAUCUGCCUCGCGCCGGUCCCUUAUCUGCCUCGCGCCGGUCCCUUAUUUGCCUCGCGCCGGUCCCUAAUCUGCCUCUAGCCGGUCCUUUCUUUGCCCUGUGCCGGUCACCUAUCUACCCCACCUUUGUUGGCGGUUUCGCUAGUGGUUUUGUAGGCGGUUUCGCUAAGUUCUUCAGAGAGUGCUUCGCUUGGUGCUUCACCAGUUUCUCCACUAUAAGUGUUUCACUGAGUGCUUCCCUGAGUGCCUCACUAAGUGGUUCACGAAGUGCUUCCCUAAGUGCUUCCCCAAGUGCUUCACUAAGUGCUUCACGACAUGCUUCACGAAGUGCUUCACGAAGUGCCUCGCUAAGUGCUUCAGUACGUGUUUCGGUAGCGGUUUCACUCGCGGCUCCGCUAGCGGUUUCGUCAACGGUUUCGCCAGGGGUUUCACUAACGGUUUCGCUUGCGCGCGGUUUCGCCAGCGGUUUUGUCAGCGGUUUCGCUAACGGUUUCGCUAGCGGUUUCGCUAGCGGUUUUGCUAACGGUUUCGCUAACAGUUUCGUUAGCGGUUUUGUCAGCGGUUUCGCUAACGGUUUCGCUAGCGGUUUCGCUAGCGGUUUUGCUAACGGUUUCGCUAGCAGUUUCGUUAGCGGUUUCGCUAACGGUUUCGCUAACGGUUUUGCUAACGGUUUUGCUAACGGUUUCGCUAGCGGCUUCGUUACCGGUUUCGGUGACGGUUUCGCCAACGGUUUCGUUAACGGUUUCGUUCGCGGUGUCGCUAACGGUUUCGUUAACGGUUUCCCUAAUGGUUGCGUUUACGGUUUCUCUUAGCGGUUUCGACAUACCAAAUUUCUACGCCCAUCGCCACAGCCUUCGUGCCUAUGUGGGCUGAGAUUCUACCCGGGCUAGCGUCACACGAGCGCGAUUUGUUGCGAUGGUCUGACGUGUUGCAAGUGAUCAAGCAGAGAUGCGAUGUUGGGAAAGCUUUGCGCAGUAAGCAGCAAGCGCGCGGUUCGUCUACGUCUCCCAGAGGCUCAGGAAGUGGAAAAGCAACACCUACUUCGAAGAAAUCGCCGCCUGUCGUCGAACCUAUUGUGGUAACCACAAUGGAGGAUGAUGCGGAGGCGCCACCAGCUGCGAGACAAUUGGCGGCGAUGGUACGCUCAAUCGAAAACGCCGAUGAACCAUUUGACGUUGGAAUCGGCUGUAUAUUUUGUGCUUCUUUUUUUCAAUUUUACCUCGUAGCACACACGUGGCUGAGGGCGACGCAAAACCAGCAUGGGACAGACCUUGAACUUCAGUUUUUGAGAGAAAAUAUAGCUUCCUUUUGAAGAUUUACGCUGACUACACGUUUGAUAUAGGUACUACCGAUUUCAUAUGACUACUACAACAUCAGCAUCGUUUGUGGCGCCAAUCGUGACCCAACCGACGGAGCGCGCUUUGCGGUCACCUGCAAACAAGAGGUCGCCAUCCGGGUCAAAAUCACCAAGUUUUCGAUUUGGUGAUAUUUCGGUGGUGAAAGGCGACGACUUCGCGGCCGCACCUCCUGCAGCCACGGCGGCGUCGGUGCCACGAGUCCAAGACAGACUUGCCAUGCCGAUUGGCAAGCUCUCCAUAACGCUGGAUACAGACUAUACUGCAUUUCUCUUAUGACAUGAAUUUGGGAAGAAGACUUUCUGUUUCUUCUGAGCAGAUGAACAUUCCUGUUUGGAUAAUCGACUACUUGGAAGCGAGUAAGCACAGAUAGAACAAUAAUGUUUCUUUUCUCACUUGUGAAUUUCGCGCUCUUUCAUAGUGGCAAGCCGCGCAACCGGAAACUAGACUGGAAGCGAUUCGCAGAAGGCUGUGCAGUUUGUUAGAGCUAGACGAUCAUGCAGCGUCCGCAGCCUCUUGUUUGUCAGUGAAGAGCCUGACGCGCGGCGCGAAUCUCGCUGAGGAGUCUGCUUCCUCGACGUCGGAAAUUUUUAGCGGCGUGCUUGAGAAUGCGCUCACGUUGCAUCUGGAGACGGAAGGCGCUGUCUUAGAAGCCGUGGAAGAGCGCCUUGUGAGUGCGCUGGGUGCCGACCUGAAUGCGCUCGUCGGGUACCGCGUUUUGUACAUGAAGUGGCAAAAUCGCAUCUUGAUUCGCGCAGGAGAGAAAGCCAUGAACUCUACAGUCAUGAUUCUUCCUGCGAGCACAGGAGCACGGAUGCAGAGUCGAGACGCGCCCACCUCGUCUUCAAUGGGAAACAUUGUCGCUCCGCCCGGGUCUGCGCUGCGGAGCCCAGCGCAACUGUCACGGGAGGAGCUAGAAUUAGAGGAGCGGAAGUACUUUGACUGGAGCAGUGGGCGCAAUGUCAUGCGCAAACAUAAUUCCAAGUAUGCAGCGUCCACUUCUGCAUCCAAAACGAGUGAGAUCCGUGCACCGGCGUUUGCGUCCGAAGACAGCUAUUGGGACGUAAAGAAGGGCACCAGGAUCAAGGACAAAAAAAUGGCAGAAGACUUAGCGGCCAAAGAGCGCGAAGAGCUGCACAGCACUGGCUUUGUCGCGAACCCUAUUCCACAGCAUGUUUUUUUGCCACGCUAUUCGCAAAUGGACGUGGCCGACCGCAGGUCACCAGGAGAUACCCUGGGACGCUCCUCCAGUGCGGCGAAAAGUACUUAAACUUAUUUCAUUCCUACGAAUUGCUAAGGAGAGCCAGCUCACGGAGUCGGAUUUUACUACUAAGACUCAUACAUCUGGGGAACCACUUCUAAUUAUUAAUAUGUAUACGUAGUUGGAUCUAUCAUGUGCGGGUACACAUUUGAUAGUACUUCAACGUCGUUGUACUCCUCGUUAUUUCUUUCCUAAAUACUAGAAGACUUGAUGAUGCUUUUUCGUUGCGCAGUUGCCUUCGGAAGCAGCAGCGAUGGAGAGCGCAGACGUUCGAAGUCAAAUUGGGACGACGACUUCGCGCCAGUUCUGGAUAGUUACCAGAAACACGCGAAGCAUAUGCUGUACAAAGCUAAUCGGUCCUCCAGCGUUCCACCUGGCCACGAUCGCGUCUACAAGGCGCUUUAUCCUGAAGAAGGCGGUGCCGCCGGCAAUGCAAGUACGACGUCGCGGGCCGCUCCCGUCGUUACGGUGCAGAAGCGAAAACCGGUGGUUCCACCUCCCGAAAGCUACACGUUCAAAGCGGGGAAGCCAGCGGAGAAAUCCGUAGUCGAGGUGGAGAAAGAAAGAGAGUUUGCAUUCCUGAAAACGACAGGGUCUGUACCAGAUUUCAAAGCGGCACAUUCGAAAUUUCAACGUCAAAUACGAGAACGCAAGCUCGCCAACCAAAAGGCGGCGACGAAAGCCCAGCCUUUCGUUUUUCAGGCGACUACAAGGGUAAUGCGUGCGCCUCCAAUCGAUGAGACGGAUCUGCGCUGGCAGCGCGCGGGAGGAAAAUAUCAAAAACAACAAGCGCGUACUUCUAGGAGUUUUUAUUUCACAACUUGUCUGCAUGAAACUAACCGUUCCUAGCACACUUGCUGUCCUAGAAUAGGUCUUGUCAAAGAAGCCAACACUGUGUGUUUGAUUCCUGGAAUUGAGUCACCUUCCCAUGAAUUUUUUUUUGUCUCGUAAAUUUUUCUGUAAGACUCCAGAACCUCCGCUUCUUCUACCACGCAACUUCUGUACCACAGCCGACCGCGUAAAGCAGCUUCAGCUGAUGGCAGAGAAAGGUCGGGAGAUUAAGACUACCGCGAAAGCACUGCAAUAUCAACAGCACAUGGCUGCCAAGAUUCAAAGGCGAAGGGAGGAGGAAGCAACCCGAAAGGCUGAGGAGCAGCUGUACCAGGAGCCCAACGAACAGGUGAAGGAACGUGUACAGAGCACGCUGAAUCGAACCUCAAAUUAUGUCCACGAAGAUCUGUGAUGAAGAUGAUAUUAGUGGGCGCUUCUACUUAAAAAUGGAAGCGAAGGGUAGAGCACUCCCUUCUGCAUGAUGUUUGUUUUGCUUUUUCCUCCGAAAGCCCGAGAGGAUCUCAUUUUUUUCAUGAGAAGAAUCGCAUGAAUUGUGCCGUUGCAAUUGUAUCAGGAGAAUGAUCUUCAGCAAAUAGAAAAGAGUAUUCUCGUAGAUGAGUCUAUCUUGAAGUAUUAUCGGUCUAUCUAAUCUUCAAGUACUUAUACCAAAAUGAAAUGUUGUAGAAAAAAUUGUAUUCAUCUGUAUCCUUAUUAUCUUCAUACUCCGGGUGGUGGUGCCAGUGCAGCAGCUCAGACAGACAUGGAGGUGGAGAAACGGACGUACGGCAUGCGGAUGAAUCAAAUAGCUACGGAGCGACGCUGGCAGAAGAAGCUGUCAGAAAUGAACGAGCGAUUAAAAACAAGACCUCUGCUGAUGGAACGCACUCAGAUUGACCAGGUACUCUUUCUUCACUCUGCAUUAUUUUGUGUUGAGCUUCUUCGGUGGUAAGCUAAGGAUGUUUAUUUAAGGUGCUUGACAUGAAUCAACGAAUCUUGAUAAGCGAGGGUAAGUACCCCGUUAUGAUUUGCCUGUAAGUUCUAGGAGUAGCCCUUUGAAUCACAAAAUGUAUUUGAGAACGUACUCCUGGAUCAAGUGCGAUCAUCAUUUGAAAGACACUGAUCGAUGAUGACAUACUUGUCCAUGAUCAGGCACGAGAGCGCGCUCGACAGCGUGCACUGCUUCGGGUGAGGACGGAGAUGACGGCGAAGGGCGUUAAAAACGUUGAGAAUUUCUUCAAUAAUGAGGAGUUGAAUUUUAUGGACGGCUACUAG